Messenger RNA from Megalops cyprinoides (Indo-Pacific tarpon), 5140 nucleotides. It is a transcript of the gene egln2, whose product is annotated as egl-9 family hypoxia-inducible factor 2. Gene Ontology annotation, cellular component: cytoplasm; nucleus. The transcript is spliced from 6 exons. The record is from RefSeq and is a predicted model, not a curated record. Lineage: Eukaryota; Metazoa; Chordata; Actinopteri; Elopiformes; Megalopidae. Bases 1458 to 3032 code for a protein of 524 amino acids. Gene Ontology annotation, biological process: cellular response to hypoxia; peptidyl-proline hydroxylation to 4-hydroxy-L-proline. Gene Ontology annotation, molecular function: L-ascorbic acid binding; peptidyl-proline 4-dioxygenase activity; ferrous iron binding.
UUGUGCAGGAGUGUGAAUCUAGUGCAUGUACAUAUGCAUCCGUCUGAGGGCCUGUUAGCCUGUGCACUGUAUGUGUGUGUGUGUGUGACUGCGUGCACGCACAUACAGGUUUGCUGAGUUUAGUGGUGGGACACUGGAUCCCCACCCCCUGCAAACUACUGUCCUGUCACAUUUGUCCUGAAUAAAGGGAGAUUUGUGUAGCGUGCACAGUGGUUGUGUCUGCUCUUCAGACAUAAUCCUGGGAAGUGGUCCUGUAAUCCACCCACAUUUUAGACAGUGCAAAUUUCCUCACUGUUUCCAUGCACCGGGAAACUCAAAACACACACACAAACCACAUAGUCGAUUUCAUGUAGGUGGCCGAACUACAUUGCUCUUUAUAAAAACAACACAUUGUUGUAACUAUCUUACUGCACAUCAGAAUGAACAGUGGGGGUUGCCCGGGUGCAAGCAGAUUUUCACAAGUUAUCUAAUAUCAGUCAUACCAGCAACAUUAUUUACAACAAUAUAUACUAAUGCAUAUACUACAUAUGCACAUGGCACAUACAUUAGUUGUUUAAUACAAGUUUAAUCUUGGACAUUUUGAUGCACUCAAUGUGGAACGCUAAGUAUUUGCAAAUCCUUUGUGUCCCGCGUGACAAUGCUCCCUCGAUAAUUAUUUUGGUGGUUAUUACACCAAGCAACAGUCACCUCCGCGCUUCCGAGCUAUGAGCCGGAAUACCACUGGGGAAGUCGUGUUUAUUUUUUGUUUUUGUAGCGGUUCCCCAGCGUCACGUGACGCGUGUGUGCACGUGUAAUUGACAGAGCCGCUCAUGGAGAGAGGGGGAGGGAAAGAGAGAGAGAGACGCUGGGGCGAGUCGCGAUCGGAGGACUUCAGGCGAGGCUAAACUCGCUCCCCAGACCGGUGGGGCACACGCCGUGUCCCCGCGUCAUUGCGACGGUCACUCCCCAUGGUUACGCUGUUGUUGUUUAAAAAAAUUACACAAAACGGUCAUUAAUAAAUAGCAACAAUUUUCACAGACAAGGGAGAGUAGAUAAGAUAUGGGCAAGACUGUCCCGGAAAUCAUAUCUACUCGCAGCCGGUCACGUACUGUAUCUUUGCCUGCUACAGAGUAAUCCUGCACAGCUCUGAAGUCUUAAGCACCCGCUCUUCCUACGGACUAUAUGUGAGCGAAUUCCGCCAGUAAUUGGGUUAUCUGAUAUCCUAUAGGUACAUUUCAAUCUGCAAAACAAGAAAGAAAACAGAGAAGAAUGAUGUAUGUCUCUUUAAAAUGAGACCUUGCCUGAGAGAAAGACCGAGAGAAGUCUUCUUUUUAAUAUGAAACUUUCCAGCGCUCUAGUGCCGCUCUCCGCUCGCCGCGCCGCCAGUUGUGCUGCACACUCGUUUUUCAAAAGAGGAUUUAGCAGAAAAUGGGGAGAGGACGUGAGCUACGUGCGCAUCUAGGACUAGACGCGAUGAAAUGGAGAGCUUGGAACACACGGACCUUUUAAACAAAAGCUCUUCACACGGACCCGAGAGCCUCUCUUCCUCGCAGGAGAAAAAGCAUAACAGAGACCUUGUCCACUGCGCUGAUACACCGAUCCGACAGAGCAUGGGGCUGAAUGGGUACCCCACCGCUCCGGUGAGAUCAGCCACAGCUGCGGAGCUACUGGCUGACCUGGCUUCUAAACCUGUCUCCCCUGGGCCAACAGUUCUGAAGAAACAGGUGAAGACUGGGCUGCCACUGUACAACGGUGGGCUCGUGUCCCCUGGAGCGACCAUCGAGGGCAGCUGCAGCAGCAGUUUAGCACAGACGCCUGGUAGCUAUGUGAAGGGGGUAGCCGAGACGCCGAGCGGCCUCGUGCAACCCCUCAGCAGACCUUUGGAAAACGGGGACAGCAUGCCGCACGACAAAUGCGAGCUCUUAAUGAAAAGAGCAAACGGGGAUGUGCUGUUUAGACAUCUGCAAAAUCAGCGAAGGAGAGGCAGGGAGAACGGGGACUCAGAUUUGCUCGUAACAGGAGGGCCAGUCGUGGGCUCUCUCAAGGGGAAGACUUGCGGACCUGGGGAUCAGCCGUCCCCUGACUGCAAAAGGAGACGGGUGGAGGGCGAGCAGCCAAAUUCGGACGCGAGAGCACCGAGGGAACCGGCGCCGCAGACUGCCAGCGUCGACACCGGUGGCCGCCACAAUGGCCUGCCCUCCAACAACCACAAAGCACACCACGGCGGGCAAAAGCCCGGCGACAUCAGGCCCGCGCCGGACUCCACCCCGGGGCAGAAGGCGCGCACAUCGCCGGCGGAGGCGCAGGCCCUCCCGGCGAUGGCCAGCGUGGUGCCGGGGUGGUCGGCCGAGCGCAUCGCCCAGCAGUACAUCGUCCCCUGCAUGAAGCAGUACGGCAUCUGCCUGAAGGACGGCUUCCUGGGGCCGCAGCUGGGCGAGCGCGUGCUGAAGGAGGUGGAGACGCUCAACCAGAGCGGCAAGUUCCGUGGCGGCCAGCUGGUCAGCCAGCGGACCAUCCCGUCAGGCAACAUCCGGGGCGACCAGAUCGCCUGGGUGGAAGGCUGCGAGCCGGGCUGCGAGAACAUCGGGGCGCUCAUGGCCCACAUCGACGAGGCCGUCAUGUACAGCGCCAUGAACGGGCAGCUGGGCAACUGCGUCAUCAACGGCCGCACCAAGGCGAUGGUGGCAUGUUACCCAGGCAACGGGACAGGCUACGUGCGCCAUGUAGACAACCCCAACGGAGAUGGGCGCUGCAUUACCUGCAUCUAUUAUCUCAAUAAAAACUGGGACGUCAAGAUUCAUGGUGGCCUGCUACAGAUCUAUCCCGAAGGGCAGAACGUGGUGGCCAACAUUGAACCGCUUUUUGACCGCUUGCUCAUCUUCUGGUCGGACCGCCGGAACCCCCACGAGGUCAAGCCUGCCUACGCCACACGCUAUGCCAUCACGGUUUGGUACUUCGAUGCAAAGGAGCGGGCGGAAGCCAAAGAGAAAUACAGAUUGGCGGCUGGACAGAAAGGUGUUCAAGUGCCUGUCACGCAAAGCAACAAGACUUAAUUCUGGCCUUGCUGGACGCAGCCAAUCCCAGGAGUGUGUUCUGAAAAUGUAUGUGCCUACCUGCGUUGCUAUUGGACAAACUGUUGAGGGAGACUCGCUGUCCCAUUGUCCCUGAACCCCCUGCAGCCCCACCUCACCCUUCUCCUUGGCCCCACAUUAGCUAUGUGAAGAUUACUUGGUUACUGAAGGAGAGGGAGUGGGGAAUCAAAAAACAUGGAGACAGCAGGUGGGUGCGGGGGGUCAGAGGCGAAAGUCAGAAUCAAGCUCGACUGCCCAGAUGCCCUACAGUGGAAGGGAGAGAGAACUUUUCCCUCUUCCAUGAUGUCAGAAGGGACCUUUGUUCCUUUGGGUUUUUGUAUGUGAUUGUUACAGUCAUCAUGCAGUCAAAAAUCAGUCCGCAAGGGGAUGCCUUCUCUGCUUGGUGAAUGGCUGCAUCGAGACAGUGGAACGCAGCUAUCGGGCGCAUCACAGAACAGCUGUAGUGAAAGGGUGAAAGUGACAAUUGUGCAUUUUUAUAUCUCUGGGGUGGAAACCCCCAGAUCCCCACUUCAGACAUAACACCCUCACCCCUAGAUAAACACUAUAACUCCAUCCCCACCCCCAGUAACCCCACUUCCACAACAACCAGUCAUCGAGACUUGUCAUCCAUACACUCAGAUGUGGAAGGGUGUACUGGAGAUCCCCGUCCGCCUCUCCUGUCCACAUUUUUCACCCUCUCAAAUCUGCUGUAAAGGGUCAGUCCUUGCUGGGAUAAAAACUGCUACAUACCUGUGGUCUCAUUCACUUCGCUGCAGUGGAACUUCCUGUCUGCUCUUUGUCCAGGAGGAAGUGAUGUCAGCAGGCUGGUGCUUUCAUAGCAUCAUCUCUGCCACUCUGACUGGACAGCGCCUCAAGUGUAACGUAGACAUAUUCGUGCCAGCCCCUGUUUUGGUAUCAUCACUCUCUGACACGGACAGUAUGAGCCAGAAUCCAAGAUCGAAGGUCCUGCUGUAUUUAACGGAGACAGUGUAGCUCUCAAUGCCAAAAAAGUGCUAGUACAGUGUUCUAACAAAUAUGCCUGAACCAGGUAAACGAAAGAAUAUAGUUCCAUGGACCACGUGUGAUCACGUGGACAUUUCCUUUGUGAAAGUGCAUUUCCAGAAGUUUCAAAUAUAGAAGUGUUUACAGACACAGACAGAAACACAGAUACUGGUGCUCACACACUGGAGAAUGUGUGAGUUGAUGUGGGGGGUUGAGACCUGGUCUGUUUGUGUGUGUGUGUGUGUGUGUGUGUGUGUGUGUGUGUGUGUGUGUGUGUGAGAGAGCGUGUUUGUGUGUGUAUGUAUGUGUGAGAAAGAGACUGUCCAAGACAGCAUAUCUGUGGGUGACCACAGGCUGUCGGGUUUCUGGAACCAGUCAGCCUUGCUCCAUUCACGCAAAAGCUACAUUGCCUGCUACCAUGGGAAUUGGAGCCUCAGCAGUCAGAGGGAAGGUUAUUGCUCGCCCCUGUCCGUCUUAAAGGCUUGUUUUCCAACCCCCCUCUCACCGGGUUUGAUGUGGUCAGAGAGGUUCUUUUUACUUGUACCUGAACAUGUGCCUGUACUUGUACCUGUGUUCAUACUUGUGUGGUUAUGUAUAUCUGCAUUUCUGGAUGUGCUGAUCACUGUGCGUCUGACUGGUGAUACAUAUUUAAGCACCUGGCUUGUAUCACUGGUGCAGAGAAUGGUUCCUUACACCCCUAAGAUGAGAUCUCUCAUCUGAGUCUUUGCCCUUCAAAGCACUUGAACCCCCAAUGGAUAUUACUCUCAUUGUAAGAGUAAUUUAGUUUUGCCCUUAUAAUCCACACUUUACACAGAAGUACAAAAGUCCAUAGGGCUUAGAAUAGUCCCGGUUUAUUUAUUUUAUAUUUGAAUUAUUGGCAGAUGCUCCUGUACAGACAAAUUUACAUUUUAUUUAUAAUCCUCUCUUUUGGCUGGAUAUGUAUAGAAGCAGUUCAGGGUGACAUACCUUGAUAAAGGCUACAACCAUGCACCUGAGAAUGAACCUACAGCCUUCAGGGUAAACUCCAGUUACUCUUUGAACUGCACCAUUAUGCCACACUAACUCCUAUGUUGGUGUUUGGAUUGUAA